Molecule: messenger RNA, 1563 nt
Organism: Cyclospora cayetanensis
Lineage: Eukaryota; Apicomplexa; Conoidasida; Eucoccidiorida; Eimeriidae
Exons: 9
Coding region: 1-1563 (520 amino acids)
Source: RefSeq, a predicted model, not a curated record
AUGGACUACUUCACUGGUCCCAACGCGAAGGCUGCGGUGUUCGCAGUAGGCUCUGCCCGCUUUACCCUGCCCGCAGAAGUUAUGGGGCGAGCAGAUGUGCAGAGCAGCGGUUUGGUUCACGUGGUUCGGAAAGAAGGAUUUAAGGAUAUCCCCCCAAUGGUGGCUAGGACCGAAGACGGUGCUCUUCAGAUCAGUAGACCGCAGCAGGGAUUUGAACUCAUGGUCGAGCACCUACUGGGCGUGGAGCCCUUGCGCGGCUGUCCCAUGUCCGAGUUUGCGGAAAAAUACAUUGCCUUAAAAACGGAACUCCUCUACUGGCAGCUUCCAACCAUUGAUGUUGCAUUUGACGAUCCUUUGUUCUAUCAAUCCGCCUGGACUGACGGAGACUGCUUUUUUCCACUUAGUCAGAAGGAUGCCGCUGCGUUUCGUCGUUCUGAGGAAGAGGAGAUGCGCCCCGCGAAUUUGCUGCAGCUCGAGACAGCUCCAAUGCCUGCAGAGCUUGAGGGCCUCGCUGAGGGCCCCACCACCAACUGGCAAUGUUGGGCAACACCAGAACCACCGCAAAUAGAAGAGGGGCAAAGGCCAGUUCAGAGAAACAGGCUGUACAUUGUAGCCGGGAAGGAUCGCUUCUUUUGUGUUGUUCCUGGGCUGCGUCACCCGUGUGUACACUGUGCUACUCUGCCGGACCGCAAUGGCUUUACUCCCUUGGCCCUUAUGGCGGGGCCUACUGAGAUGACUCUCAUUUGGUCUCGCGGAGCUUUUGUGCAUCUCCACGGGUUUCAAAAGAAGGCGGGGGAAAUGCGAUACCAAAUAGACCUCAUAGAAAGAGAGCCCUCAUGGCUUUGCGUACAUCCCACACUUGGGGCAGUUCUCUCUGGUGUUGAAGGCCCCGUGCCUCACGUCUUCUGCUUCUCAAUGCCAAAGGCACAUAGAGUCCGCUUCUUCCCAUGGGGCGCUCUCGCGAUCAGCGGGGAGGUCCUCUGCGAGCCUCCAUCCACAGCAGGAGAAGGAACUGAAACGCAUGCGCGCGGCCUGCUCGAUGCGCUUGGGAUGUCUACUCUACUGCCUGGCCAGUCUGAGCCGAAGGCGGUUCUGGCGGGGACGCUCCUCAGGUUUAUCAACAAGGCAUUCCAGCAGCCUCUCCGCAUUUUCUUUCUCAACGUCGAGAAAGAUGGGCAGCCGGUGACGCUGCGCCGUUUGGCGGAUUUCGACAUCCAUGACCUGCGAAACGAGGACUCUAGCGGUUUCAGCGUCAUGGUGGCUCUCAGAGGGGCUCUUGCAGAGACAAGGGCUGACUCCGCUGUUGCAGACAAGAUUAGGGGCGGUCGGGCCCUGGUCUUUCCUAUCAACAGCAAAGGGGAUUUUGUUAAGGAAAGCCAAGUUCUCAUAGACAACGGUGGUCCAAGGAGAGAAGAGCUCAUCUCGAUUGCCCUCUACGGAGAGUAUGACUGCGAAGCUGGAAAGUACAAUGUAUUUGAAGCUGGAAAACGGCUCUAUGAAUUCCACAAGCAAAUGUUCAUGACUCGAAGCAUGGGGGGUAAUAGCGGAUGUAAUGUCAUGUGA